This is a messenger RNA of Fonsecaea monophora, 4104 nucleotides long. RefSeq lists its product as hypothetical. The transcript is spliced from 9 exons. Bases 1 to 4104 code for a protein of 1367 amino acids. Gene Ontology annotation, biological process: regulation of proteasomal protein catabolic process; protein deubiquitination; proteasome-mediated ubiquitin-dependent protein catabolic process. Gene Ontology annotation, molecular function: cysteine-type deubiquitinase activity; proteasome binding. The record is from RefSeq and is a predicted model, not a curated record. NCBI's taxonomy places the organism in Eukaryota, Fungi, Ascomycota, Eurotiomycetes, Chaetothyriales, Herpotrichiellaceae.
AUGGCCGGGGUGCAGAGCAACAUUCGGUCUUUCAUUGCGCCGAUCAAAGGAUCUGGUCGAACCGCCCCGGCAUUGCUCGAGGAUUUAACACUCUACGAACCAUGGCGAGACUCCGAAGACCUUCCGAACCUGCUGGCUGAUUCGCCUCUCAAGUUCAGUCAAGCACCCUAUCUGGCAGACUUCCUGCCUCUCGAGAGCUGCAGGCAUAAAUUUGGUUUGAAGCCGAGACAAUCUGAUCCCCCCGCAUUGGAUGAGAAACCCGGUCCGCAGACAAUAUGGACUGUCGCAGCAUUCUGUCAGGUUUGCCGCGUCCAUCUUCACGUCAAGGUUGAUUACACCAUCAGAUUUGAUGACGGCCCCUGCCCAACUGUCGAGCAUCCUCUGCAUCACCUGGUGAGGUCAGACUUUCAAGAGCCGUUGGAGAGGAAUGCGUGGCUGCGCAAGAACCCGAACUCUCAAGAUGAGAUAUACACCUACAAAUGCUCUUCUCCUACCUGUUCCGCCAUCGUUACCGUACGAUAUAGCCCCCCGGUCCUGCGCCCUAGCGACAUCCACACACUGAUCGAUCCCGCGCUGCUUCGCCAGAGGACAGAAGAUGCUUUCCGCGAGCGGGAAGGCAAUACGGAGGGGAUGCGACACCCAGGGCCAAUGGAUGUCCUGUUGGAUCUUCGAGCAUAUCUGAGAAACUCCUGGCGUGCAAGAGACGAUGCAAAGUACAGGUCAAUCAAUCUCUCAAACCGGAGAUUCAUUGUCCGAUUUGGACCAGAGGGAAAUGCUUGCAAGGAGGUCCUGGAGCAUCUCGGCUUCCAGCUUGUGCCUGGGGAUUGCUGGAUGGUGCCAGAACCCAAUUUCGAAGAAAAUCUACCGUACCAGAGUCCCGUCAAUAUCUGGCUAGACAAUGCCGAGCACGAGUUGACUGCUCUCCUUCUAUCGCGUCCCUACGAAGAGCGGCAGCAAUUGCAAGAUGUCACCCCUCCUCUUCCUGCUGAAAGGGAGCUUUCACGGGCCCUAGGGUGUCAGGACUAUGACACACAUCCUGGCAGCAGAACUACUAGGAUCUCUCCUGAGAUGAGAACUCCUCCUUUCACUGCGCUCGGUUGCCCUAUGGAUUUGUCGGACCAACUCGUCGCCAAAGCCUACCACUGGCAAGUGCAAGCAGAUCGCCAAAAUUCACACGUCUACCUCAGUAACCUCAAGUACAUUGGAAAUCAGCGCCAGAGUGAGCUUUUACAAACCGAAGUUGUAUUAGAGACAUCACGGGGCCAGUAUGAUGCGGAGAUGUUGGAAGAAGCAUACAAAGCCUUCCAUCUCAGCGGAUCUGGGGGUUCGGUCAGUGAUGAACACAUUAUCGGCUCAUUCACAGCUCAACUGGCAGAUUCACCAAGCCACGAACACCAACUCAGAGAUUAUCUCCGCAUCAUCGGAGUUCAUCGUGACAGUAAACGCAUCAUGGACACUGCAAUGAAUAUUAUUGACAGCUACGAGUCUGCGCUCGCCUUCCUAGAUGCCGAUCCCACCAUCGAAGACGAGCACAUACAAGCUCUGUUUGCCGUCAAGACAAAUGACAACAAGGCUUUAGAAGAGCAAGCCAUCCAAGCCGUUCGCGUAAUUGCCCAGCACCGCAAAAGCCGGUUUCUGUCCAAGUGGAUCGAUUCAGGAUUUUCAAACGACACUCACAACCAAAUGGAGCCUGCCGAAGGUUACCAAGCCCUCCAAAUCGACAAUCGCGAGAUCGAUGAUGAGAUGAUCCUGUAUCAAUAUAAUAUAGCCGUCGAAGAAAAUCCUGGCAGUGUGGAAUACUACAACAGAGCGCUUGCCGCGAUCGCCAAAGGUCGGAACAGCUCAAUCUUGUUGGACCAUCUACACAGCAGGGCUCCACAAGAACCGCAGGGCAAGCCAGAAGAACCUGUUGGACUGGAAAAUAUUGGGAACACCUGCUAUUUGAACAGCUUGUUGCAGUUCCUGUUUACGAUGAACGAGGUGCGACAGUUGGUUCUCAACUUUGAUGAUUACAAGAUGCCCUUGGAUGAGAAGAGCAUGGAGCAAAAGCGCGUUGGCCAGCGAAAAGUGAGCGUCAAGGAGGUCCAAACUGCACAGAAAUUUGUCGCCAGCCUAGCGUCUCUAUUCCGUGGCAUGAUACAAACACCCCGUUCAUCCAUCAAGCCGGAGCAGGAGCUUGCGCGAUUGACUCUGGAGACCGAAAGUGUCAAAGAAAAGAUGCGACGAAGGUCCACCCUCAAGUCGAACGAGCGCCCCAGCUUAGGCUCGAUCGGUACGCUGCCCGUUUCGGUGUCUUCUCCUGUGAUUGAAUCUGAAGCGAAUGGGAUCGCGGAUACGGUAAUUAUACAACCCAAACGCGACACUAAUGCCACCAACAUCGACCUACUACAGGAUGUUGACGCUUCGAAGUUGGAUGCGACAGAGGACACAAGUCCUGGCCAGCACAACGUUGAUGACCCCGCAACGAAUGACAGUGCCAGUGAUGUCACCCUGGUGUCCGCUUCUGACAGCGACGGGAACGCGUUGGUGGAACGAAACGAACAUGUGUCAAUGUCAGACAACAAGGAGAACGUGUCACCGCCUAAGCCUGCACCAAACACGGUAGCCCUAUCUCCUUGGACUGGGCAGCCUCUUACGACAGUAAUAUCGAGAGAUACCGAUGAGAAAGUGUCCAGCAUAAAUCCCGAAUUGUUGAAGUAUGCGCCACCUCCUGGGAAGCCACCGCCGGUACCUCCACGGAAACCCAUGCAGAAUACCACAACCACCUUGGAAGAGUAUGCGCGUCAACAAGAUGUCACUGAGGUCAUGAAUCACUGUAUCAUUCAGUUGUCUUAUGCCAUGCGACCUACCGGUUUCGACAAGUCAGGAGAGCAACGCGACGAAGUACAUGAUUUGUUCUUCGGGCAGCAGGUCGUCCACAGCCAACCGGAAAAAGAAGCACCAAUGGUCUUACCUUUUUUGAAUAUCAUCACGCGAGUGUUCCACCGACCUGCUGAUGUAUACGCUGCGAUCGACAAUGAGUUCGAUCUCCAAGACGCACAAGACGGCGCAAAGGCGUAUUCGGCCAUCUCCAGUCUGCCGCCGGUUUUGAGCAUUGCCUUGGACCGGGUGUCUUGGAAUAACGAGACGAAACGUCAGGAGAAAUUGAAUUAUCAUGUCGACAUCCCGCAAACCAUCUACAUGGAUAGAUACUUGGAAAGUUCACCUGGCUCUGAUCUGAUGCAAAGACGACAGCAGACGUGGGAAAUUAAGAGAGAAUUAGCAUUACUCGUGGCCCGGAGAGAUGAGCUUGAGGAAAAAUAUGGCAAAUCUACAGAUGUCCCUAGCCUUCUCGAAGACGCAAAAGCUAUCCUGGAGUAUCUGGCUGAAGUACCUGGAGAUCAGGUAUCAGGCGAACUCGAUGUGAAUCCCAACGCCAUCACUACUCUCGGUAUUUUAGCCGCAAAUGCUCGUUCUGAGCUCGAACAAAUUCGCUCUCGCAUAUCCCAACUCUCUCAACAAAUCAAAGAAUCCUUCGUUGACAUGCGCAAACACCCUUACCGCCUGCACGCAGCGUUCUUCCACCGCGGUUCCGCUGGUGGAGGCCACUACUGGGUGUACAUAUUCGAUCACAAGAGAGAGGUGUGGCGGAAAUACAAUGACGAUCGUGUCUCUACCGUGACCAAUCUGAACGAGAUUUUUGGAAAUCCAUACGCACAAACCCAAGUCCAAGGUCAACAACAGCCAGCCACCAGCAGUGGCCUGAAUCCGCCUCCGAAUCCGUACCUUUUGAUCUAUCUGGACGCAGAUCGGAUUGACGAGCUAGCGGAGACAGUCAAGCGAGAGAUUGCGUAUCCGCCUCCCGACGACCCUCCCCCACUCUCGUAUCAAAGAGACAACCAGCCUCAAAGCCAGAUGACAGCCAUGCCACCCACCCAAAGAUUAGACAAUGGCGGAGACGUGACUAUGCUGGAGUAUGCCAAUGGUGGUGAGCAGGCCCAACCCUCACCACCGGAGCCUUCCGCCGCCCGCGACGCCUCCCGGCCAAAGGGCCCGAGCGUGCGGAAGGAAGGAAGUUGGGACAACAGCCAGCUGAUGAUGACGGACAGGAAGAUUGACUGGUAA